UUUCUUGUGCAAUGCAAGCGGUUUCGUGUUCUUUACUUCCUUUGACCCUCAAUAGUUUUCCCUAAUUCUCAAUCAGUUUUGUCAUUUUCGUGAUUCGGAAUCUAACUACAGAAAACAGGCAUUUCAAACAUGGCGGUGAGAGCGAAAUUUGAAAACAGCAAUGAAGUUGGGGUUUUCGCGAAGUUGACGAACGCGUAUUGCCUCGUGGGAAUCGGUGCCUCAGAGAACUUCUACAGUGUUUUUGAAGGUGAACUCUCAGAUGUAAUUCCUGUAAUUCGAACAUCAGUUGCAGGCGUUAGAAUUGUUGGGAGACUGUGUGUUGGUAACAGAAAUGGUCUUCUUGUACCAAAUACAACAACAGAUCAGGAACUUCAGCAUAUUCGAAAUGCCUUGCCUGAUUCAGUGAAGAUAACGAGAGUGGAGGAGAGACUUUCGGCGUUAGGAAAUGUAAUUGUCUGUAAUGACUAUGUUGCCCUUGUGCACCCUGAUUUAGACAGGGAAACUGAGGAAAUUUUAGCAGAUACCCUGAAGGUGGAGGUCUUUCGUCAGACUGUGGCAGGGAAUGUUUUAGUUGGGAGCUAUUGUGCUCUUAGUAAUAAUGGUGGCCUAGUCCAUCCAAGAACAGCUGUUGAAGAUCAAGAUGAGUUGUCAUCGCUAUUACAAGUUCCUCUGGUGGCUGGGACAGUCAACAGAGGAAGUGAUGUCGUUGGAGCAGGAAUGGUUGUAAAUGACUGGGUUUCAUUUUGUGGACUGGACACUACAAGUACUGAACUGUCUGUGAUAGAAAGUGUAUUCAAGUUAGGAGAUGCUCAACCAUCAGCUAUUACCAGCAGUAUGAGAGCAUCACUGUUUGAGAGCAUGACAUAAACUGCAGGAAAAUUGAAGCAUAUUGAAGCACAUCAUAUUUGUACAAUCAACUUUCUCUCCAUGGAUAUGUUUAGUACAAGUUCCUAUUUAAUGACGCUAAUAAGUUUCCCGCCUCUUGAACAUCAGCAUCAAGGAGGUGGUUCCUGAAGAGAUGUCGUGGUUGCCAUAGGAAUGUAUGUACUCCUCCCCCCCCCCCCCAGUACACACACGUACACACACACACACACUCACAAUGAUCACUGCCCCAGUAAGCUCUCACAAGAAAGUAAACUCUCGCUCAGAGGGUGGAGAGAUAAAAGGGAAAGGAGUGUGACACAAGUCCUCUCCGUGAUCAAGUGAGAACAUAAUGCCAACUAUGAAGGAAGUGACUGUGUAAAUGAUGUGAUGUCAAACGUGCCAAUCACGAAGAAUGAAAUGACUAAUAUCUUAUGUCGGUAAUUAAUUGCAUAUCAGCCAUAUGUCUUGUCCUCUACGGAUAUUUUUUAAAAAACUGUGAAAGCGUCAGUUUAAUAAAACAGUUGUAUAAUCAUGCCAUAUUUUUCGUCCAACAAGUCGCUUUGCGGCUCACUUUGAAGUAGCCAGAAUGUUCGAGGCUCCUAUCCAAAUCCCGUCAAUGCCUGAAUUUUAUUUAGGAUUAUUUUUCUGUCAUUUCUUGAAAUGCCUUUCACUUGUAACUGUUGAUGCUAUUGAGUCUUUAAAACAGCUUUGUAAUAAUAAAAUACGAGGAAACGGCUUAUCAGUCUGUCUGAACAAUCCUUUUUAAGCAGUGAAUAUAAUUGCAUCAAAGAAAUUUUGAAAUUGUAAAAUGCGAUAGCUUUCUCUCAUUCUUACAUGAUCUGAUUAAGUACGCCAGUGUUUUAUAUCUAUCUCAUUAGCUUGGUGUUAAUAAUUGUAUCAACAAUAGGUGUCCUGUUGGUGCAUGAAAUCUUAUGUUAGAUUUUUGUGUUUUUAGAUUUGAUAAAAGUCGAGCUACGUAACUCUAGGGUAAUUUGAUUGAAUGUAAUGCGCUUGUUGAUACCGUGUAAUAAAGA
Molecule: messenger RNA, 1898 nt
Organism: Pocillopora verrucosa
Lineage: Eukaryota; Metazoa; Cnidaria; Anthozoa; Scleractinia; Pocilloporidae
Product: eukaryotic translation initiation factor 6-like
Biological process (GO): assembly of large subunit precursor of preribosome; ribosomal subunit export from nucleus; maturation of LSU-rRNA
Cellular component (GO): cytosol; nucleolus; preribosome, large subunit precursor
Molecular function (GO): ribosomal large subunit binding
Source: RefSeq, a predicted model, not a curated record